AUAUUACGGUACCACAGAAACCUCACGAAAGUGGUAUCAUUACUGAGAAGAGCUCAACUGUAACAUCAAUUUUAUUUUCCUAGAAUUCAGACAAAGUAGGAGGAAACUGCUGAUAAUGGAGCAGGCGGACAGAAAAACCAUAAAGAGGAACAUGGUAAUCCUCUCAAGGGACAUGGACUUUCAAAGCGUGCCCCAGGGCCUUCUUGCCCGAGACAUCUUUGAAAAUCACCAUAUAGAGAGGUUUGACUCAAAGCCCAGCAAGAAAGAGAAGAAUAUGGCACUACUAAUGGACAUAGAGACGAGGGGUCCCAGGGCCUUCACUAGCCUAGUAGAGUCCCUCAUCGAGGCCAACCAGGAACAUUUAGCAAGGUUGCUAGGAUACUCAGCGUCUGGACCUUCACAGGGCCAGAUGGGCCAGGCCCAGGCUACGACACCUCAUGACAAUAGACCAGGUCCGUUUGGUCAACCUACCAAGCCAGUGCCACCUGUUUGGCCUCCCAGAGAUAGCAAUGGUGACUACAGCUCUACUCAGAUGGAUGCCUUAGGCUCGUACCCACAAACUAUGGUUGAUAAUGAUCUUGUCUACAGAAUGAAAUCUAGACCUAGAGGUAUAGCUCUCAUUAUCAACAACAAAAACUUCAAAACCAUGAAGAAGAGGGCAGGAACAGACGUAGACUGUCGCAACUUAGAGAAUGUCUUCAAACAGCUUGGCUUCAAUGUAGUUGUACACAAAGACCUCAAAGGAAGGGAUAUUCAGCAGAUGAUUGAACAGCUAAGGAAACACAACCACACCCAGUUCGACUGCUUCAUUUUCGCCGUACUCAGCCAUGGCAUAGAGGGAGCUGUUUAUGGCGUGGACGAGUAUCUGGUGAAGAUAGAAGACAUAGUUAGUCAGUUUGGUUCUGAUCGAUGCCCGACUUUGAAUGGAAAGCCCAAGCUCUUCUUCUUGCAGGCAUGUAGAGGGGAGAAAUUUGACGAAGGAGUAGAAGCAACAGACGGUCAAGCUGUACGCGAAAGUGGAGACGCAAGUGACGCUCUGGCCAGCAAUCAGGAAAAACCCCAUGUCGAUGCUCAGAUGGAUGAUGAUCAGCUAGCCAACUUGAUGAUUAAAAUGGAACUAGAAUCCACCGAUAGCUUUGCAUCCAGUCGGAGUAAGGUGCCCAGUCAAAGCGACAUGCUCCUUGCAUAUGCAACUGUGCCAGGAUUUGUGUCGUGGAGGAACUCCGAGAGAGGGAGCUGGUUUAUCCAAGCUUUGACAGAAACCAUCCUACAGUAUGGGAAAGAUGAAGAUCUUCUUUCGAUGAUCACCAUGGUCAAUGGCAAAGUAGCACGAGCUUUCGAGUCUUCCUCCGGCAGGCAUAAGCAGAUGCCAGCCCCCGUCACCAUGCUCACAAAGAAGCUCUUCUUCUGCCCAGGGCAUUAUGAGUAAGGCCCUCUUCACACAAGGCAUGAUAGGCCGCCUCAACGACUGUCGUGGCGAAAUGUCCUGUGUAUCAAAUUAAUGACAAUUAAGGGGCAGUUCUGUGGGGGUAAACAUUGCACUGCGAUGCCCUCCCCCCCCCCCCCCACAUGUACUUUCUUUCAGUGUGUCAUGAGAUGCAGCAUUGUGAAGCGAAUUACGUUUACCAUCUUAUUUUAUACCAACGUGAAGGUUUCUUUAAAGCGGUUGACAGCCUUGCGUCCGAAUGAGCCCCUGAGAGGAUGGCAUUCUCUUUGAUAGCCACAUGAAUACAUCAGGUCUUUGUCGGGAGGUUUGAAGUUCACGGCUUUUUGGCUCUAAAAAGACUAUAUGUUGUCUUGGUCUAGAAGGUUAUAUUUAGAAACAUUAGGACCCUCUAUACAUGUACAUGUAAUGCUUAAAUUGUUAUUUAGCUCAUUUGCCAGAUCACAUGGCAGAGACAUUGUAGUACGGGGUCCUGUUUCCUGAAACUUGUAAUUAGAUAACAAGUUACAAUAAUGGUUAUAAGCUACUGAAAUCAUUGCCUUUGAUUGGCUGAACGCAAACUUGUCUUAGAAAUCAAGUAUUUGUUAUUGAUAACUAGUUUCAUGAAACAGGGCCCAGAUUUUGUGAAGAAGUGUUGAUAAUAGGCAUUUAAUUAAAAGAAAUUAUAUGUUUUGCCAAAUUAGAUUGAGUUAGACUUGUGCCAUGGUUGACUGUAUAUUUUGAUUUUUAUACCUUCACUAUAUCACUAUAUCAGAAAGGAAAAUGAUGAAGUUUAUAGAGGAAUGUAAUGCAGACUGCUUCAGAGAUAGCACAUGUACAGGUGAAACCAAACUGUCCAAGGAUCUUUUAAACGUGGAGAAGUCCCACCUUGUGCACUUUAGAAUAAUCAGUGCCAAAGUGGUGGACGUGCUUCAUGAAUACCUUUUGUUUGCCCUCUUGAAAAGAAUAUCUCCACCUGUGUGUCGUAGAAUUUACUGUCAGCGCAUAAAUGAAUAGCGAUUACAUUACCUUCAUGAACACGUGUCCAGCAUUCCUCUCUUCUGGUUCUUAUGUAGUUUGUACUAGUGACCUUUAUCUGCCCAUGUGCAGACUGUAUCUCUGAAGUGGCUAAUUAAAAGGGAAAUUCACAAUCCAGCAUUAAUUUGGCAUGAGUAGAUUCAAUGACUCAGAUACAUCUGUUUAGAGGAAGAAGGGGGUUGUAUAAUAUAAUUUUACACAGAGUUAACACCCUUCUGGCUCCAAACAGAUAAUUUGUUUCGCCCAUCUUUCGCAUCCUUCAGUUGGCUUCAAAACAAUAUAGCCUACCGGUAUACAUGUACAGCCAACUCUGUCUAUUGAAGGCUACCCAACAAAGCACAAAAUGUGGCCACUGUAGACAGGUUAUUCAACACGCAUUUCCCUUGAGAGGGAGCCAAAACGGGUGACCACUAUAAACAGGUGGCCUUUGUAGCAAGGUGGCCACUAAACAGGUUUCGCUGCAUUUAUAAUAGCAUUUUGUGAUUUGGUAAUUUGUUUUCUCUGUACAAUGAGUGUUCCUGAAUACAUCAGCUUCCCGCAAAUUGUUGUAUAUUUAGAAUGUUAUUAUGGAAAUGAAUUCUGCAUAUUGUUGUGUAUUUCUCUUCUUUAUUCUGGCAAUACUUAAUUUUGAUGCCUAUUUUGUUUUGAAGAUGAAAUUCAAUACCCUGUGACUAUAAAGAAACAUAUAAUGGCAUGCCUUGUAUUAAAUACAUGUAUCUUUUCCCCUUUUAUUUCUGCUGGUGUAGAAGACAAGCUAUUUACUUGGGUUUCAUGCUUAAGGAAGUUUAGUUAGGUGCAUAUUUGUUUGCUUGAGGCUUUGAGCUUUUUUAAUGAACAUGUUCCCGAAUGUGAAUCGGGUUAUAGUGAUGAAGGAAUAUCUAAGUGGCCAUAUAUUUAAUGAAUACUAAUCAUAUUUAUGUCUUUGUGCAUUUUGUUUCUCAUUCUUUAAUUUGGAGCAGAUUUACAUGCUGCCUUGUAUGAAUAUGAAUCUUGUAAUUACUUUUUACAUGAAGAAAAAAAUGGUAUAUUAUGUGACAAUGAUUAAACUUGUGGCAUAAACAGAGAAGUCCCUGCAAUUGUACUUGCAUAUUGUGAAGGCAAGUUACUCACCGAUCCACUUAAAGCUGAAAAGAGGCCCAUAGAUUAUCCCAACUUGGUUCUUGUCUUUCCUUUAAGGAAAAUGAAGGGAAAUACAAAAUGGCAGAUGGGUGGCCUUUAGACAGGUUCUCCAGUGCAGUAACGGAUCCAGUGGGGGAUCCCGGGGGCUCGGGCCCCCUCCCUUUGCAAAAAAAAUGGGUAAAAAAAA
This is a messenger RNA of Strongylocentrotus purpuratus (purple sea urchin), 3767 nucleotides long. RefSeq names its product caspase-7. The record is from RefSeq and is a predicted model, not a curated record. Bases 116 to 1429 code for a protein of 437 amino acids. Gene Ontology annotation, biological process: proteolysis; regulation of apoptotic process. Gene Ontology annotation, molecular function: cysteine-type endopeptidase activity. The transcript has 9 exons. Lineage: Eukaryota; Metazoa; Echinodermata; Echinoidea; Camarodonta; Strongylocentrotidae.